Messenger RNA from Aedes aegypti (yellow fever mosquito), 2787 nucleotides. Its product is annotated as serine-aspartate repeat-containing protein C. The coding region runs from base 142 to 2256 and encodes 704 amino acids. Lineage: Eukaryota; Metazoa; Arthropoda; Insecta; Diptera; Culicidae. The transcript has 5 exons. The record is from RefSeq and is a predicted model, not a curated record.
AGUCGGUGAGGAAAGAAAGCCAAAAGAAAAAAAAAGAAGUGAAGUGAUUGUACGCGUUUCUGCUUUCGUCGAUCCGCUGCUACAGAAUUUGCAACCUUUUUUUCCGAGUAGGGCCCGUAUUUUCGUUGAAAUUCCACCAAAAUGAGUUCGGCGGUAAUGUUGUUCGCAUGUUCCAAGUGUUUUUCACGCCAUCCGUUCGAGGAGUUGUCCCCCGGGCAACAACUUUGCAAGGAUUGUCGAGGAUCUUUUCCAAUCGUCAAGUGUACGUACUGUCGUACAGAGUUCCAGCAGACCAGCAAGGGAAGCACCGCCGCCAUUUGCAAAAAAUGUGACCAAAAUGUUAAACAGUAUGGAAAGCCGUCCGCUUGUGAUCUGUGCAACAUUAUCGCUGCAUUCAUUGGAUCCAAAUGCCAAAGGUGUACAAACUCCGAGUUAAAGUACGGACCAGCGGUAACAUGCGAUCAAUGCAAACAACGAUGUGCCUUUAAUAGGCCAGACUAUAAGGUCGAUGGAAAGCUACUAUGCUGGCUCUGUACUUUGUCCUACAAGCGUGCCCUGACCAAGGCACGCCAAGCGGAAAGCGAUCGUCGCCGUGCGAAGAAACGUGGAGCUGAGGGUGGCCCUCCACCGGCGUUGUCUUCGUCGGCAUCCGGUGCCGGUACGGGUAGUCGUGGAGGUACAGGCAGUAGCAGCGCCUCUACUGGUCCACUCGGAUCCAGUGCAAACUCUGGCAGCCGUGCAGAUAAUCGCAGCACCUCGGACAAGACCAAUAGCAGCAGCAACAGCAGUUCCAUGAACCGCGGCGGAGGAUCCAGCUUACCGCCACUGGGUGAUGUGAGUUUGGGCCCUGUCGAAAUGCCGGAACCUGUGCCCUCAUCAGUGGAAUCAUCUGCAACCGCAGGAAUGGAUCGAGUGGACAACGCUCGUAAUGACAACGGGCGGCAUUCGUCCAGUAAAAAGCCCCGUACCGAUAUUAAACCGGGCUCGGAGGCACCGGAAAAAUUGGGUCAUCACAAGAGCUCCCACCACCAUCAUCAUCACCACCACUCGAAAUACGUCGAUCCGCACAGCUCGGAUCAUGUCAUAGCGAUGACACAGCUGAAGGAAACGAUUGCCACGCUGCAGCGUAAAAUCAAGCAAAAAGAUGGUAUUAUUUUGGAGAAAGAGAAGGAGAUCAGCGCAUGGAAGGGAAAGCAUUUAUACCUAGAGCAGGAUUUGAUGAAAAAAUACAAAGAUAUGGAGAAGAACUACGAGUUCAAGCUGGAAGUGUUGAACAAGAAGCUCAAAUCCCAACUGCUGGAGAUUGCCCAGCUGUCGAAGGCCGCUAAGGAUGCCGCCGAGAAGAGGAAGAAACCGAUUGGAUUCCUGGCCACCACCAAGUUGCACAAGCUCAAGCCAGAAACGAAGGAGAAGGAACGCGAGAAAACCUCCGGGCGAAAUCGGAUCAUCGAAGAUGAAGAUGACGAUGAAGAGAAGGAGGACAAGGAAAAUGAGAGUGACAGAGGAGAAUCUGGCGCAAACACUCCAAAAGAUACUGGGAAGGAAAGUCCUCGCGAUGUCGAUUCUGGUAAGGAAAGUCCCCGUGACUCCGACAAAGAAGAUGAGAAGGAUGAUGAAAAUGAUAAAAAGGACAAAAAAGAAAGUGAGUCCGAUAAGGAGAAGGAUGAUGAGCAGAGUAAGAGCAAUGGGUCUGUUAAGGGCGGAGAGGAUUCUGAUAAGGAAAACGAUGAAAAGAAAGAUGAUCAGAAGGAAACAGAGAAGGAUGAAGAUAAAGAAAGCGAUGAAAAGGAUCGAAGCUCCGACAAAGGAUCCCGUCAAAAUUCUGAGCAUGGCUCCGAGAAGGGAUCUGACAAAGGAUCGGACAAUGAGUCGGACAAAGAAUCUGAUCAUGAAUCUGACAAGGAAUCAGAUCGUGGAUCCGAGAAGGGCUCAGCUAAAGGAUCGGAUCGUGGCUCUGACAAAGGAUCUGAUCGUGGAUCCGAUAAAGGCUCAGAUCGUGGUUCCGAUAAGGGUUCGGACCGUGGAUCAGACAAGGGAUCGGAUCGCGGUUCUGAUCGUGGCUCAGAUCGCGGUUCCGAUAAAGGAUCCGAACAUGGCUCUGACAAAGGAUCCGAUCGCGGAUCAGAUAAAGGUUCGGACCAUGGAUCCGACAAAGAAAGUGACAACGAAUCCGAUGAUCGAUCUGCCAAAGGUAGCGGCAAGGACAGCGGAUCCGACAGUGGAUCGGAUCGGGAUAGUGACCGUGACUCAGAUUAAAUCUGAAGCUGCUUCUCAGCAUUUGAAAACGGUCGUUUUAUUACAAACGGACAAGAUUAAUGUUAUCCUCAAACUUUAACUUAUAAGAUAUAUCUCUAGAUCGUAGACUCAUACGCACUAUCCUUUCUUUAGUUCUUUCCUUCUCCCUGCUCAAAAGACCCUCCAUUGUUUGUUGUAAAACAAAAGAAAUCCCUGUUGUUUAACCCAAUCCUUUAUUCAAAUUCAACUCAAUCCGAUCAUUGAAGCCAUCUCUUCCGGUUUGCAUCAAUUGCUACAAGUUACGGUUACAAUGAUGUAAUGCAUGUAUUUCCAGUACUUCUUUUUUCCACUGCUGUCUGACAACUUUUUGAGCCGAAAAAAAGGCAGACAUUCAGAAAAGGUUCUUGUUAACACCACCCCAUAGGUCGUAAGAAUUCUUUCCCAAAUCUGUCCUAAUUUAUAAUUUACAUUUUAAAGUCGAUUUAAUUAGAAGAAAAACUUGUAAUGAACAGAAUACUUAAAGGAAAAUCAAAUAAAAAUUGACGAGGGAAA